Talaromyces amestolkiae is the source of this 1395-nucleotide messenger RNA. RefSeq lists its product as uncharacterized. The transcript is spliced from 2 exons. NCBI's taxonomy places the organism in Eukaryota, Fungi, Ascomycota, Eurotiomycetes, Eurotiales, Trichocomaceae. The record is from RefSeq and is a predicted model, not a curated record. Bases 1 to 1395 code for a protein of 464 amino acids. Gene Ontology annotation, molecular function: iron ion binding; heme binding; oxidoreductase activity, acting on paired donors, with incorporation or reduction of molecular oxygen.
AUGACGAGCAAGAUUCCUCAACCCCCAGGUGUGCCCUUGCUAGGGAACGUCUUUGACGUUGAUCCAAGCAAUACGUGGGGUUCUUUGAAUAAACUGGCUGCUAAAUGGGGUCCUAUAUUCAAAAUCAAUGCUCUCGGCACGCAAAUCGUGUUUAUCUGCAAUGCCGCACUUUUAGAGGAAAUUUGCGACGAAACCCGCUUCCGCAAGUGUGUCAAUGGGCCGAUUGUCGAGAUCCGCCAGGCCGUCCAUGCCUCCCUCUUUACGGCGUAUGAAUCCGAAAGUGAAAAAGUCUGGGGACCCGCCCAUCGCAUCAUGUCCCCUUGGGUAUCGGACGAGUCGAACAAAAUCACAUUCAACGAUCAACGCGACGGAAUCGCGGCUAUUGUCCCUGCCUGGACAUCCAAGCCCGGUCAAGAGGUCAACGUGGCGGAUGGCCUGAAACGACUUAACUUACAGUCGGUAGUUUGGAGCAUGUUUCAUCAAAAGGGCAAAUGGAUGUCAGGUCCCUUUCCCGCGUUUCUUACUGCCAUUGACAAAUCCACCAUGGAGGCUGUGAAACGCCCGACACGCCCGAAAUUGCUCAAUCGGCUCUUAUACCAGCGUGGAUAUGACAAGGACAUCAAGACUAUGCGCUCUUUCUGUAGCGAUGUUAUCGCCAAGCGCAGGAAGGAACAAGGCACGAUCGAAGACAUGCUCAAUGUGAUGCUGAAUGGUAAAGAUCCACAAACUGGCGUGUCUCUUACGGAUGAGCAAGUCAUUGAUGAGAUUAUCAACAUCUUCAUCGGUUCGGCGACAUCCCCUUGUUUUGUCAGCUUCGCGUUGUACUACCUACUCAAGAAUCCCGAAUACAUCACCAAAGCCCGUGAAGAAAUCGACUCUGUUCUCGGCGCCGACGGAGAGCUUACGUACGAAAACCUCCAACAAUUCCAGUUCUGCGACGCUAUACUUCGCGAAGCCAUGCGUCUAUCUGCCGUGGCGCCUGGGUUCAACAUCGAGCCUCGACCAGACGUGAAUACUGGGCCGACUGUAUCGCUGGCUGGCGGUCAAUAUCAAGUCCCAAGCAACCAAGCUCUGAUCGCCGUGCUCGGUGCUGUUAACCGUGAUCCCGCGGUGUUCGAUGAUCCAGAGGCAUUCCGUCCAGAACGUAUGCUUGGCGAAGCGUACGACAGACUGCCCUCGGGAGUCAAGAAGGGCUUUGGAAAUGGCAAGAGACAGUGUUUUGGAACUAAAUUCGCCUGGCAAUGGAGUUGGAUUACCUUGGUUACUGUUUUGAGAGAGGUUGACCUCGAGUUGGCUGACAAGAACUACACUAUUGAUGGGGACGUGAAUGGAGCUUUCUGUGUGCAGCCAUGGCAUUUUGUGGCCAAGGUUGAAAAGCGAAAGGACCGCCCAUGA